AUGAUGAGGUUAAUUGUGUUGCUUUCAAUAGCUCUUGCACAAUAUGCAUAUGGUUGUCCUAAUGGUUACCAUUCACACAACGGAUCUUGUUACGCCGCAGUUGGAGUCCGAUCUACUUGGCCCAAUGCUUAUUCAUUUUGUAAAUCAUUGAAUGGUAGCUUGGCUAUUGUUGAUACAGAAUCUGAAAGGGACUACCUUCACCAAUUUCUCAAUAAUAGAUUUGGUUCUAAAUUUGUGUAUUAUUGGGUUGGUGCCACUAACCUUGCCGAUGGAUCAUGGAUGUGGGCUGAAUCUACUCGACCAGUAGACAAUCUACAUUGGAGUUCUGGUUACCCAACCGAUGGUUCCAAUUCUCAGCAUUGUUUACAGAUGGUUGUAGCUCACCAUUAUUAUUUCGGUGAUAAUAACUGUGAAGCUAAAAACGCAUUCGUUUGUGAAACUCAAGAUGCAUAA
Molecule: messenger RNA, 453 nt
Organism: Lottia gigantea (owl limpet)
Lineage: Eukaryota; Metazoa; Mollusca; Gastropoda; Lottiidae
Exons: 5
Coding region: 1-453 (150 amino acids)
Source: RefSeq, a predicted model, not a curated record